This is a messenger RNA of Mesocricetus auratus (golden hamster), 1887 nucleotides long. It is a transcript of the gene Fgf19, whose product is annotated as fibroblast growth factor 19. The coding region runs from base 214 to 861 and encodes 215 amino acids. Gene Ontology annotation, biological process: cell differentiation; fibroblast growth factor receptor signaling pathway; positive regulation of cell population proliferation. The record is from RefSeq and is a predicted model, not a curated record. Gene Ontology annotation, molecular function: growth factor activity; fibroblast growth factor receptor binding. NCBI's taxonomy places the organism in Eukaryota, Metazoa, Chordata, Mammalia, Rodentia, Cricetidae. Gene Ontology annotation, cellular component: extracellular region; cytoplasm. The transcript has 3 exons.
GGUCACCUACCCGCGGGCCAGCCGGACGAACCGUAUAUAAGGCGGCGUGCCCGGAGUCAAAGAGCCGUCGGAGCAGCAGCGCUGCGCGCACCGCGCUGCAAGCGCCCGCUCCUUAUUGGCCAGGGAACUCUGUGCCUGCCAUCCGCGUCCCCACUGCAUCGCAGUCUCUGUGCCACCUUUUUAACCGCGCCUCACGACCCCUCCGGAGGUGCCAUGUGGAGAACGAAGAACGGGCGUGCUGUGGCCCGAGCCCUGGUCCUGGCCACUUUGUGGCUGGCCGUGGCUGGCCGUCCUCUGGUUCCGCAAACCCUGACUUUGUCCAAUGACGACCCACUCGUUCUCUACGGUUGGGGCAAGAGCACCCGCCUGCAGUACCUGUACGUCGCUGGUCCCCACAUCUCCAACUGCUUCCUGAAUAUCCGUAGCGAUGGCUCCGUGAACUGCGAGGAUGAACAAAACGAGCGAAGUUUGCUCGAGUUCCGCGCGGUCGCUCUGAAGACGAUUGCCAUCAAGGCGGUCAGCAGCGUGCGGUACCUCUGCAUGAGCGCGGACGGCAAGAUACAGGGGCUGAUUCAUUACUCGGCGGAAGACUGCACCUUCAGUGAGAAAUGGGACUCUGUAAGUUUCAACCAGUACAAAUCCCCAAAUCACCACCUCUAUGUCGUCCUCUUCAGGAACAAAUACAGGCAACGGCUCCAGGACAAAAACCCCUCAAACUUUCUUCCUGUGUUUCCCCGGUUCUUGGAAGCCAGAGACCAGCUGGAGUCAAAAAUGUUGUCUCUGAUCGUGGAUUCCGACAACAUGGAUCCACUUGGGAUAAUGGAGGACAUGGAGAUAAACAGCCCCAGCUUUCAGAAAUGAUGGGGUUCCGACAGGAGGAACACCCCACUGUCCCAUGAACUUCCCCUUGGGAAGAUGUGCCAGAAGCUGUACAUAUUCUAAGUCUCGUAUUGACCAUGUGUGGUUCUAGUGGCUAGACUUGAUCAUGAGCCUAAACUGACCACCUGCCUAGCUGCCAUCUGAGCCCCACUGAUUAGGCGGCUGCUGACUGUGGCUAGGUUACUCCAGUUCUGUUUGAAUACCUCCACUCAUGGGGACCUUAUUCCUAUGAAACGUUUCUGUGAAUCUGUGUGAUUAGGACAUUUUCAGCAGGCCAGCCAGAAGAUGUGAAGUCAUUUAAAAUUCAUGUGCAGGAGGUGGGCUCUGAAGUAAUGUGUUGACUGACUGGACCUUGUGGGGUCUCAACUUGCCCCCAGUUGUCUCUUGGCUACAACUGCCGGGAGGAUCACAAGCUUGGAGCAAAGGGCAGCUAGGAAAACCUUGGGAGCCUUGCAGGAUGGUUUUGGAAUUAAGAAUUCCAGCUGACCACUUAAUUCCCUUUUCCCCCACAUCUCGAUGUCAGAUGGACAUCUAGGCUCAGGAGUGGAUUCCUCAGCUGAGUGGGUAACUAAACUGCCACUUGAAGCCCAGUAGCUUGUCUUGGUCAUGAGCCUCUAGACCUGGCCAGGUCACACCCCUUUUCGAAGCUCACCUGGGCUCUCCAACCCCAGAGCAUAGAGCACAUGGGCCAUCUACUUGUGCCUUUUGCCCCCAGCUCCUGACUCUUGUCCCUGGUCAUCAAGCAUUAUGUGGAUCAGUAUGUCACCCGCUGCCUGUAUCAACUUGCACCCCUCAUUUGCAAACAACAAGAUUAGGAAACCCUAAAUUUUUCAGCAACUGCAGGGGAGAUGUGGAAUCCUUUCCACAGCACUUACUCGGCAGUGUGAUAUUUAUAAGUAAUUUAUUUUGUAUACAUCUCUUAUUUUCUUACUUUAUUUAUGCCCCAGAUCAUAUUUAUGUACAUGACAUUUGUUUUCUACAUUAAAAAGGAGUUGGUUUGUAUCAAAA